Monascus purpureus is the source of this 1319-nucleotide messenger RNA. The record is from the annotation of a GenBank genome assembly. NCBI's taxonomy places the organism in Eukaryota, Fungi, Ascomycota, Eurotiomycetes, Eurotiales, Aspergillaceae.
CAUCACCCUACACUCGCUACGGGAAAUUCUUCUUCUUUUUAAUCUAUCGCUGUAUACUCGUAUAGAUGUUAUCUACCCAGUUGGGAGUGUAUAGUUAACCUCCGCACAUCUCCACCGCCCUGUCUCCUACCACGAUAUAUUCACUUCUCCUUCCUGCCAAUCUCUACUCCUACUCCUUCGGAAGAUGUCCGACACACCUGAAGGCAUUGUUAAAUACGCCUACGACAAUAUUGCAGAAUGGUACCUGCAGUGGGCCGAGAGCCAGAAGUCGCCGCGACAAAGAUACACCAAGAUGCUCCUAGACAAGCUGCAACCUUCACCCUCCAUUCUAGAGCUUGGUUGUGGUCCCGGAAUUCCUAUUGUGAAAAUGCUUCUCGACCAAGGCGCUCAAGUAGUCGCAAAUGACAUCUCAACCAAGCAGAUCGAGAUGGCCAAGGCCCGUUGCCCCGGGGCUAAGCUGGUUGCGGGUGACAUGACUACCCUCACUUUCGAGCCUGCGAGCUUCCAUGGCGUCAUCAGCUUCUAUACGCUGUUCCACCUUCCGCGGCCGAAGCUCAAGGCCAUGCUCGUCAAGAUCCAUGGUUGGUUGAAGCCGGGAGGUAUCUUCGUUUUUAAUCUUGCGACUAUCGAUGAAGAAGAAAUCCAUGGCGAAUUCCUAGGAUAUGGAAUGUUCUGGAGCAGCUAUGGUGUGGAUGAGAAUCGAGCAAUGCUCACAGAAAUAGGAUUUGAUAUAUUGCAGGAGGAAGUAUUGCAAGCAGGCGAUGGGAAGUUGGAGGAGGGUGAUCCAGAUUAUGAUGCCGAGUUUAUGUGGGUGGUGGCACGAAAGAAAGAAUCUCCUACGUAGCGGAAUGCUGCAAAGAUUAUGAAGCUAGGCGAAUGCGAAGCUGGAUGAAUAAGUACUAGGUAAUUCGCUCGAAAUAUAGGUCAACUAAAUCUAGGUCGCGGCAGGGUGAAAGUGCCUAUAUGAAGAAAUCAACUUUCUAUAGUAUUGUGAUUAACGUUUGAUUGAUUUGAUUUGAUUACUAUUUAACGUUGAUAGAGGGAGAUGAUUGUCUGCUCCCAAGCGAGAAGUAUCUAGCUACAUGCUUUAGGAGACAAAUCUGAGCAUUAUAUGCUGGGGGAGUUGGGGAAGCACCUGGCACUGCCCUGGCCAGGGCUUCCAACGCUCGAGACCUGUGUUGGCUCCCUAUAGGUGAGAGGGUGUACCAGCUCCAUCAUAGUUGCGUCUUUUCUUUGGUCUUGUUAUAUUCGCCGUGUUGUAUCGCGGCUUCGUCUCAGUACAUACUUAUUACUAAAAUGACUAGCAAAGUCGUACCGAG